UUUUCUCGCAUCUGGAAUUGGUUUUUUUUUUCAUUUGUUGUGCGUCUUCUGAUGUGAGUGUCAGAAAAGUCGAUUGAUUAUUGUUCGUUUGAUGCUAAAUUUAGUCAAAGAAUAAGUUUAAAAUAAAAACUACGGCACCGUGUACGUUAACCGGGUCAAUAUACAUACCGAAAGCGAAACCAAUCGGCCAAAAAGGAUGAAUUUAAAAUUGGAUAUUGAUCCGCACAGUGUCUGUCGAAUUUGCUUGUCGCAAAAGUCGCUGACAAACAAUUUAAUCAAUUUCUUCUCAAAUGUUGUUGUUGAGGGAUACAUAAUAUCGGUUGCAGAUAUGGUGAGGAAGUGCUUGGACAUUGAGUCCGACGCCAGCGAUGGACUUCCCGACAAAAUUUGUGAUGUGUGCAAAAAGGAAAUCACGAACUUCCAUCUGUUCAAAGAGAAAUCCGCUCGCACCGAGCAAAUUCUGUUGAACGAAUUCGACAAACCACCCCGGCAAAAGGAACAGAAUCGACGUUCAUCGGCUGACGCCACCGCAAAGCCACAAACAGCAACAGUUGCCAUUCAAACGGUGGCCGAGCAUCCAUCGUUUACGUGCUUGGAAUGCAAAAUGAUUUUCAAAACCGAAACCCUGCUGAGCAAACACAUCAGCGGUAAACAUUCCGCGGAAAAAUUGGAAGCUGGAUGCCAAACGGAUGAGGCGUCGAUAAUGCCCGAGGAGAUUUACAUUGACGAAAUACCCGAAUCGGUCGAGAUGAAUUACAAACGGGAAAUGAAAAUGGAAUUACUUGAAGUGGAGGACAUCGACAUGGACGACAUAAAUGCCGAGUUGGAAGAAAUGACGAGCGAACACAAGAGUGAUUAUCACGAAGAGUAUGAGAUCAUUGAAAAGGAGCAAGAGGAGUACCAGUGCAACGAUUGCCUGGAAAUAUUCCCGCUGGUCGAAUUGUUUGAGAAUCACAAAUGUCCCAGCAAAGUUAUCGUGCACAUCGUUAAUGAAGCGGGUGAAUCCGACGAUAUGUCCGAUAAUUAUGGCGAGGAAUUGUUAAACGAAGACGAUUGCUAUGAAUGCUACCGUUGUCAUGCCACAUUUGCUAGCGCCGACGAAUUCUCAUCGCAUCGUAGUGCCAACGAUUGCCAGCAAUUUGACUUAUCGAUGAAGAGUCCAAGUCAGAGAACUAAACCGGAGGAGUAUCAUCAUUGCAGUUUGUGCAAAGACAAACGCUUCAAGACGAAAUCCACGUUCAAUCAGCACCAGAAGCUACACGAGUCCAUCGAACGUGUCAUUGAAUAUUUGGACUGUUCGUCCUGCGAUGAUUGUCACAAGAUGUUCCUAUCGAAUGACGAUCGAAUGCAGCAUGACUGCACGAAGAAACGGAAGAACAGCGAUGGCGAGUACAUUGACGAAUCGUGCACCGACUAUCAGUACCUGGAGCCGGAUGUCGAUUUUUCGUGCGAUAAAUGUCCGAUGGAGUUCAGCACUUUGAACAUAGCCAAGCUGCACAUCAUCACUCACGCAAAAGAGUUCCUUUGCCCGUUCCGAGAUUGCGGUUGCUCGUACGAAAUUUGGUCGAGAUUUGCGAUGCAUUUGAGUACGAAGCAUUUGAAUGAGAAGCACCAUCAGUGCAAAUUUUGUGACGCCGAAUGCCAUUCGUUCGACGAUCUACAGGCCCACUACAAAGAGCGGUGUCCCGAGAAGAAAUUCAAAUGUGACCACUGUGACAAGUCCUACUUUUCGCAGAAAGCCUUAAACUUACACAUCAAGGACAUCACUAAGGGAAAGACUUUCAAUUGCACGCAUUGCAGUAAGUCGUUUAACCGGCGCGGUGAACUCGAUCUACACAAUCGAUCCCAUACCAAUGAGCGACCGUACAAAUGUACGAUUUGCGAUAAGGCAUACAAGACAUCAAGUAUGCGUGCGGCUCAUAUGGACGCUCAUAUUGAGGGAAAGACAUUUCCAUGCACCAUGUGCGACAAAAAGCUACAGACCAGAACGAGCUACCGAAAUCAUAUGAAGCGCCAUACCGAGGAGAAGAAGCACCAGUGCGAACACUGUGGCAAGAAAUUCUUUACCAAAUUUCACGUCAAACUGCACGCAUCAAAGAUCCAUGCGACGGGCAAAUACAAGCCGCUCAAGGUCCCAUCGAAUGUCAUUCAAAUUGAAUAUGAAGACAUUGUGGAUACGUUGGACGACGAACAGGUUGUGUCGUCGUACGGAUAAGUGAAUGGAUAAUUCUAGGACUUCAAUUGUUAAUUUAUCGAUGUUGUUUCGCUGCUGCGGAUUGAGGUGAUUUGCUGAUCGAAAAGCUGUGUAAAUAAAUCGGCAAAUCUUAA
Molecule: messenger RNA, 2328 nt
Organism: Bradysia coprophila
Lineage: Eukaryota; Metazoa; Arthropoda; Insecta; Diptera; Sciaridae
Cellular component (GO): nucleus
Molecular function (GO): zinc ion binding
Source: RefSeq, a predicted model, not a curated record